Messenger RNA from Harpia harpyja (harpy eagle), 1086 nucleotides. Its product is annotated as fibroin heavy chain-like. Lineage: Eukaryota; Metazoa; Chordata; Aves; Accipitriformes; Accipitridae. The record is from RefSeq and is a predicted model, not a curated record.
AUGCAGCCCUGCCUGCUCCUCGUCCUGGCCCUGCUGGGCACGACCUCCGCCAGCCAUCCCGCCCCCCACCACUCCCAGGAGGUCCCCGGCAUGGCCGAGGAGGGCCGCCGGUUUCGCUACGCGGUGGUGACCACAGCCCACACCUACGCUGGCGCCCAGUGGCACUGCCGGGAGGUGCUGCGGGGGCAGCUGGCCUCGGUGCACAGCGCCGCACGCAACCAGCAGCUGCUGAACCUGGCGCGCACCUACACCCACCACCGCAAGCUCUGGAUCGGGGCUGUCACCGGCCGCUGGGUGAGGGGGGUCCAGCCCCCACCCGGGGUGUUGGGAGUGGGGCUGGGGCUCGAUGUGGGGGCUGGGGCUGGGAAUGGGGUUGGGGCUGAGUGUGGGCUGCUGGGGCUGGGUAUGGGUGCAGGAGCUGGGUGGGGUUAUGGGGUGCUGGGGCUGGUGUUAGGACUGGCUAAGAAGUGCUGCAGCUGGGUGCCGGAGCCAGUGAGGGGAAUGGGUGUCAGGGCUGGGGCUGGAACUGGGUAUGCAGCCCUGGGGCUGGAGUGCUGGGGCUGGGUAUGGGUGCUGGGCUGGUUUUGGGGGUGAGGGGCUGUGUAUGGGGUGCUGGGGCGGGGUGCUGUGUGCCAGGCGCUGGGUGCUGAGGAGGUUCUGUGGCAGGGGGGGAAGUGGGGGUCACAUUGGGAGGAUGCCAGCCCCUGGAACUACGCCAACUGGGCGCCCACCUACCCCCACCGCCUCUUCACCACCUGCACCACUCUCAGCGCCCGCGGUGAGGGCACCCGCACCCCCCACCCACUGUGCCAGGGCACCUGGGCACUGGGUGGGGAGCACACGGCUACUGGGGGCAACGGGAAGGGGGUGCUGGGAGGAGGCACAGGCCACUGGUGGCAAUGGGAGGGGGCAGUGGGAGGGGGCACAGGACUACUGGGGGCUCUGGGAAGGGCACUGGGGGGGCACAGGCCAUUGGUGGCAGUAGGAGGGGGCACUGGGCUACUGGGGGCACAGGCCACUGGUGGCAAUGGGCUCUGGAGAAGCAAGCUCUGCUCCCAGCUGCACCCCUUCAUCUGCCAGUACUGA